GUGAAUCAGUGAGUGUGUGUCUGUGUGCAGCCUCCUCCGGUGUGGAUGGCGACCGAACGUAACUGAGUCUCGCGGCACAACAAACUGCCAUUUACAGGAGAGAGAGAGAGAGAGAGAGAAAAAAGGACACCCUCUAACCGGACCGCAGCCCCUUCUCUCUCUCUUUUUUUUUUUUUUUUGGUAACUUCUCCGUUUGAGCCGUCCUGUCCCAGCCGAAACCAUGAGCCUACCUCGGCCGGACGAGUUCAAGCCUCCUCCAGAGUGCCCGGUCUUCGAGCCCAGCUGGGAAGAAUUUCGAGAUCCGUAUGCCUUUAUCAAUAAGAUCCGUCCCAUUGCAGAGAAAACGGGCAUCUGCAAAGUGCGGCCACCCCCGGGAUGGCAACCUCCAUUUGCCUGUGAUGUUGACAAACUGCACUUUGUUCCUCGUAUCCAGAGACUCAAUGAGCUGGAGGCACAGACCAGAGUUAAACUCAACUUUUUGGACCAGAUUGCCAAAUUCUGGGAUUUGCAGGGAUGCGCCCUCAAGAUUCCUCAAGUGGAGAGAAAGAUUUUGGAUCUAUAUAAACUCAACAAGCUGGUUGCGGAGGAAGGAGGUUUUGACAUCGUCUGUCGGGACAGACGAUGGACCAAGAUCGCGGUCCAGAUGGGCUUCUCCCCGGGGAAGGCAGUGGGCUCCCACCUGAGAGGGCAUUACGAGAAAAUCCUCUAUCCGUUCAAUCUCUUCCAGAGUGGAGCCAACCUCCUGGCGCCAGAGCUAGCUUCCAAACUGAUGGGUUUGGAGGUUGAUCCUGAACUGGAACAGUGCGUCCAGAAGCCGCUCCAGUCCGCGGAGGGUAAAGAAAUGGACGACGCCAAGGAGGAGACGAAGCAGGAACCGACCCAGAGGCCCGCGGCCCCGUCGCCCGAGGCGUACCACAGCGCCCGCAGAGGCAAGCGCAUGAAGAGCGAGCCCAUCUGUGUGAAGACGGAACCCGGCGACCCGGGGGAGAACCGGCCAAACCUGCGGCGGAGGAUGGGUUCUAUUGUCACCAAACAAGAACCAGAAAAAGAGAUCCCCAUUCCAGUUAAACAGGAACCAGUUGAAAUGAAAGAACCAAUGGUGGAAGUGGACAGAACCAAGUCACGGUACAAGAAAGUGGCUCCGCCUCCAGUGUCUCCAAGUCCGGUGGACCUGGUGGUGUGCCUGGUGUGCGGCAGCGGGGCGGACGAGGACCGCCUGUUGUUGUGCGACGGCUGUGACGACAGCUAUCACACCUUCUGCCUCAUCCCUCCUCUGCUGGACGUCCCCAAGGGAGACUGGAGGUGUCCCAAGUGUCUGGCUCAGAGCUGCAGCAAACCUCUGGAAGCGUUCGGCUUCGAACAGGCGUACAGAGACUACUCCCUCCGAGCUUUUGGACAGAUGGCAGAUGCCUUUAAAUCAGAUUAUUUCAACAUGCCUGUUCACAUGGUGCCGACAGAGCUGGUGGAGAAGGAGUUCUGGCGUCUGGUCGGGGCCAUAGAGGAGGACGUGACGGUGGAGUACGGAGCAGACAUCGCCUCCAAGGAGUUCGGGAGUGGAUUUCCAAUUCCCAACGGCAAAUUCAAGGUUUCCCCGGCCGACGAGAAGUACCUCCAGUGCGGCUGGAACCUCAACAAUCUGGCCAUGAUGAACCCGUCUGUUCUGACCCACGUCACCGCCGACAUCUGUGGGAUGACGCUGCCCUGGCUCUACGUCGGCAUGUGCUUCUCCUCCUUCUGCUGGCACAUCGAGGACCACUGGAGCUACUCCAUCAACUACCUGCACUGGGGAGAACCCAAAACCUGGUACGGAGCUCCUGGUUUCGCAGCAGAACAGUUGGAGGAGGUGAUGAGGAAACUGGCCCCAGAGCUGUUCGAGUCCCAGCCUGACCUCCUGCAUCAGCUGGUCACCAUCAUGAACCCCAACACGCUGAUGUCCUACGGCGUCCCGAUCUACAGAACGAACCAGUGCGCGGGUGAGUUUGUCGUCACGUUCCCCAGAGCGUACCACAGUGGCUUCAACCAGGGCUUCAACUUCGCCGAGGCGGUCAACUUCUGCACCGUGGACUGGAUGCCUCUGGGCAGACAGUGUGUCGACCACUACCGUCUGCUGCAUCGAUACAACGUCUUCUCCCACGACGAGAUGGUUUGUAACAUGGCUCUGAAGGCGGACACGCUGGACGUAGUGUUGGCCUCGGCCGUCCACAAGGACAUGGUCAUCAUGUUACGGGAGGAGGACGACCUGAGGGGGAGGAUGAAGAAACAGGGCAUCAUACAUUACAAGGAGGCGAAAUACGACCACCUGCAGGACGACGAGCGUCAGUGUGUCAAGUGCAGGACCACCUGUUACCUGUCGGCCAUCACGUGUCCCUGUCGGCCGGGGGUGCUGGUCUGUCUCCACCACAUCGACGACCUCUGCCCCUGCCCGGUCACCAGCAAAACACUGAACUGCAGAUACACACUGGACCAGCUGUUCCCCAUGAUGAAGGCGGUGAAAGAACGUGCCGAGCUGUACGACGCGUGGGCGGCCCAAGUCUCCGAGACCCUGGAGGCCAAACUGGAGAAGAAGAAAGGUUUGGCAGUUUUCCGCUCCCUUCUUGCUGAAUCAGAGGCAAAGAAGUUUCCGGAGAACGACCUCCUGCGUCGGCUGCGUCUGGUCACACAGGACGCAGAGAAGUGCUCUUCGGUCGCGCAGCAGCUGUUGAACGGCAAAAGACAGACCAGGUAUCGGUGCGGGAGUGUGAAGUCACGGAGUCACCUGACGGUGGAGGAGCUCAGCUCCUUUGUCAGGCAGCUGUACAACCUGUGCUGCAGUCUGCCCCAGGCUCCUCUGCUGAAGGAACUCUUGAACCGCAUCGAAGACUUCCAGCAGCACAGCGAGAAGGUCCUGGCCGACCCGGUCCCCAGCGUGGGUGACAUCCAGACGCUGCUGGACGUCAGCUUCGACUUCGACGUGGAGCUGCCCGAGCUGCCCCGCCUCAGGGAGCGGCUGGAGCAGGCGCGCUGGCUGGAGGCGGUGCAGGCGGCGCAGCCCGCCACGCUGACGCUGGAGACCAUGAGGAGGCUCAUAGACCAGGGAGUCGGACUCUCGCCUCAUCCGUCGGUGGAGAAAGCCAUGGCGCGGCUUCAGGAGCUGCUCACCGUGUCCGAGCACUGGGAGGACAAGGCCAGCAGCCUCCUUAAAGCCAGACCCCCACACUCCAUAGAGACCCUGAUUGCUGCUGCUGAGAAGACGUCCAACAUCCCCGCCUACCUGCCCAACUGCGUGGUCCUGAACGACACCAUCAGAAAGGCUCGCGAGUGGCUUCAGGAAGCCGAGGAGCUGCAGGGCGGCGGCGGCGUGCUGCUGGUGGACAGGCUGUCGGACAUGGUGCUGAGAGGUCAGGCUGUUCAAGUCCACCUGGAGCCGUUGGACAGGCUGGAAAUGUUGAUGGUGGAGGUGCAGGAGUGGAAGGAUUCUGCGGCCGAGACGUUCCUGCAGAAGGAGUCGACGCUCACUCUGUUAGAGGUUCUGUCUCCGAGGUGUGACUACGAAAACGUCCGAUCUCCAAAGAGGAAGGCCAAGAAAGGCAAAGAACUGUCUAAGAACGUCAAGAAGAAAACGUCAGGGCUCAACACUCUCAGCGAUGUGGAAAAAACACUUUCAGAGUCCAAGGAUUCUACCUCCGCGAUGGCAGCUCUGGAGGAGUUGCGGGUCAGGGAGAUCGAGGCUUUCUCCAAUCUCAGGGCAGCAAACGAGUCGAAGCUCCUCCCCACCGCCGACUGCAUGGACCUCAAAGUGUGCGUCUGCCAGAAGGCCCCCAUGGGGGCGAUGUUGCAGUGCGAACUGUGCAGGGACGCGUUCCACAGCGUGUGCGUCAGAGACGUGUCGGACUCCACCAAAUCACAGCCGUGGCUCUGUCCACAGUGCCUCCGGUCGGAGAGCCCCCCCUUGAACAGAGUCCUCUCCCUGCAGUCGUCUUUGAGGCGGAUCGGCGUGCGCUUGCCCGAGGGCGACGCUCUGCACCACCUGGUGGAGAGGACGGUGAACUGGCAGCGGCGGGCACAGCAGUUUUUAAAGACCUGCAGCUCUUCAGACAUGGCAGAGAGGGCGGGAAGUCCCCCCACCCUGACCUGCUGGGUACCAGGCAGCCACGAGGCUCAGAGCGACUCUCAGGCCCCCUCCCUGACCCCAGAGUGGAACAGGUCGGGCCACGCCGUCUUCUACACGGAGCAGAGAUGUAUACCACUGCAGGGCCUGAGCCCGGAGCUGGAGAAGCUGAUGGUGGAGGGCCUCCUGCUGCAGGUGCAGCUCCCGGAGGUGCCGAGCCUCUACUGCACAUUACUGGACAAAGCCAGCAGCCUGCAGACGGACAGAUGCACGUCGCCGCCGCCGCUACCGCCGCAGGACGAGUCCACGGACUGCGAGCAGCCGACGCAGUUCAACUCUCAGGGAAACAAUCUGUCACUGGACCAGGAGGAGGUCGACGCCAUGAGGGAAACGAUGGCCGCCGCGGGAAAGAAAUCAAAGCGCCACCUGGACAGAGAAGGAUCGGACGCCGGCGGCGGCAGGAGGAAGGACAAAAAACAGACCCACAAGAGACAGAAAAUGAACAAGAAGAACCCGCAGCACAGAGCGACCUCCACCUCCUCCUCGCCGCGCUCCGAUUUCUCCCAGUCCGACGACUCGGACGAGGAAAUGGCCGUGUGUCCGGCCGAGAGAUGUCAGCUGCCAGAGGGCGACGAGGUGGACUGGGUCCAGUGCGACGGCAGCUGCAACCAGUGGUUCCACCAGAUCUGCGUGGGCGUCACGGCUGAGAUGGCGGAGAACGAGGACUACGUUUGUGUCAGGUGUACGCUGAGUGACGGACACGUGGGGAAAUGAAGAGGAGAAGAAGAAGAAGGAGAGAUUUUUGCUGAAGGAUUUUUUGCUGGAGAGGUCUGUCGUUUAAUGAAGCCACCAGUCCAGAUGUCAAAGAUACCCCCCCUCCACGCCACGACCCCCCCCCCCCUAGUCCUUCCUGCCCCUCCUUCUUUUGUAACAACGGUGCUAUCUACUCUCUGACUUUUUGUCCAGAACUUUACUGUUUAGAGUUUUUUGGGUAUUUUUUACUUCCGUAUGAUUUUGUUUCUUCUUUUGUUUGUGUUUGAAUGAACGAAAAAAAAAACAUGAUGUGAAAUGUGCUGCAUGGGAUUCCGUUACUUUGAUGCAGAGGAGUCUUACCACAUGAAGCACCCUGUCAGGAGGGUCAAUCAAAGGGGGUUUUAUGGUCUGUUCUGGAGUCUUGCAUGUUCAACAGGAGCCCAGGAGACGACGUCCACGUUUCCUCUCUACUCAAACUCAAAACUACAAUAUCUGUUGGGGAUUUUUUUUUUCCCUCUUUGAAAUCCAGUGUUAAGUUCAUGCAUCUUAAUGUAAUUAUUCACAUUUUUUAUAGAAUAGGUUUAUUUAUCUGAGCAAUAAUUUUUUGACUGCAUUAUCCUAAAUGGCUUGAUCUCUGCUUGGUCGUGUUGGUGUGUUCUGGGCAGCGCGGUGGUGCAGUGAGCUGGACCGUGGACCGGAGACGCAGCAGGAUGGACGAAGGACGGAGUCUCUGCGGAGACGUUGGUCCACAGCGGUGCGGUCUGGUUUACUGUGUAGGACUGGGGACAGUAGCUGUUACAACCUCUGACUUGUGGAAUAAAAACCCUUUUGUUUUAUGGACCGGUCUUGAUGCUUACCUUGAAUAUGGAAUAAGAAGUUGUCUUCACUCUGAAUCAGGGGUUUUUCAUGGUCUAAGUUUGUAGAUCUCCCUCCCCCUUGGAGCUUGGAAAAACCCAACUAUGUCCCUAAAUCUCCCGUUAGAAUCUGAGUUCACAGGCUGCAGAAAAAUGAACAAAUAUUUUCCAACAUCAGUCCAUAUAAAUCCAGUUCUUUAAAAAAGAAUCUUACUUCCUUGGUCCUCGUCUCCUCUUGUUUUGAAAUUCUUUUUUUCUUGAAUGUUGUGUUAAGAUUUGAGUCAUAGUAGGUGUUCUGUGUUCAAGGCCCAAAUCUGCUGUUCUAACCAAUGGUCUCCUGUCACAUUUCUCCACUUCUCAGUUCGACGUCCACCAGCCACGGAGUCUGUUUUAAUCUCCUUUUAUGUCCUUUUUUUUUUUCAUAAGGUUAAGCUGCACUGAGCCCAAAUGAAGCAGAAGAAUAAAACGUUCCCUCGGUGGUGGUGCAGAACUUAGUGUCUUUUUAUGCAGAUGACAUUUUUUUUUCUUCAGUGUCUGGAUAUUGUAUUAAUUGGAACAGAGAGGGUUGGAACUGAUGUCAUUUUCUCCAAAAUUCCUUAUUCCAGUUCACUGCCUACCUCUGGUUUUUAAGUCGAAUUGAACCCAGACUUAGAAGUAGUUGGAACAGGAAUGGAAUUGUUGCUAAAAAAAAAUUACACUAAUAGUAAAAAUGUUAGGAUUUUUUUAAAAAAUAAAAGUCUUGGAGACAGAAUUGUAGCCUUUGGAUUUGGACGUCUUAGAUAAAAGAUUAAAUACAGAGGGUUAAUUGUUUUUUUAUAACAUUGGUUUUAAUGUUGCUUAUUUUAUUGUCUUUUUUUUUUACCACGGACGACGAGUCCAUAAGAAUUUCUGCCUUUUGUUGACCUUUGGUGACCUUUGCUUUACACAGUGUCCAAUCAACGUCAAGGGUUAUUUGGAUAAUAUGACUUUUAUUGACGAUUUUAUGCACAGGCGGAUAAAAUGCAAACUCAAAAUAGACGAGAAAAUCAUCCAAAACAAGUUGUGGAUGUGGACAAGAUGUUUGUUUGUUUUUUAAUAGUAAAUGUGUAAUAGACAAACAUUUUGAAAGGUCUUACAGAUUUAAUUCUAACAGAAAUCAGUAGUCUUUUAUUGGUGAUUAUUUUAUUGACUUGUGUAAUAAAAAAAGAUUUAUACCUGA
Messenger RNA from Cynoglossus semilaevis (tongue sole), 6892 nucleotides. RefSeq names its product lysine demethylase 5Bb (gene kdm5bb). Gene Ontology annotation, molecular function: DNA binding; histone H3K4me/H3K4me2/H3K4me3 demethylase activity. Bases 221 to 4861 code for a protein of 1546 amino acids. The record is from RefSeq and is a predicted model, not a curated record. Gene Ontology annotation, biological process: chromatin remodeling; regulation of DNA-templated transcription. Gene Ontology annotation, cellular component: chromatin; nucleus. NCBI's taxonomy places the organism in Eukaryota, Metazoa, Chordata, Actinopteri, Pleuronectiformes, Cynoglossidae. The transcript has 29 exons.